Messenger RNA from Zonotrichia albicollis (white-throated sparrow), 1662 nucleotides. RefSeq names its product B cell receptor associated protein 29 (gene BCAP29). The record is from RefSeq and is a predicted model, not a curated record. Gene Ontology annotation, biological process: intracellular protein transport; endoplasmic reticulum to Golgi vesicle-mediated transport. NCBI's taxonomy places the organism in Eukaryota, Metazoa, Chordata, Aves, Passeriformes, Passerellidae. Gene Ontology annotation, cellular component: endoplasmic reticulum; endoplasmic reticulum membrane.
GCCGCCGGGACGAUGACUUUCCAGUGGACGGCUGUGGCUGCCUUCCUGUAUGGCGAAAUCGGAGUAAUUCUCGUGCUCUGCCUGCCGUUCAUUUCUCCGCUGAGAUGGCAGAAGAUUUUUAUGUUUUCUCUAUGGAGCAAAAUGGCAGUAUUUUGGAACAAGAUGUUCCUUACAAUAAUAGUUUUGUUGAUCGUCUUGUUUCUUGAUGCUGUUAGAGAAGUCAGGAAAUACUCAUCUGUUCAUGUGAAUGAAAAGGCUGCAAAUGUCAACAGCAGUGCCUUUGAUCAUAUUCAGAUGAAACUCUUUCGGUCGCAAAGAAACCUGUACCUCUCAGGUUUUUCCUUAUUUCUUUGGCUUGUAUUGAGACGUACUGUUACCCUUCUCACUCAGCUGGCAAAAGAGAUGGCAUCUCAUGCAGCUCUGGAAACACAAGUAAAUGAUGCUACUGAAGCAGCCAAAAAAUACAUGGCCGAGAAUGAAAGGCUGCAGGAGGCCUUGAGUGGGAAAGGAGAUAGUAAAAAGAAAGAGUCAACAGAUGCAACUCAGGAGAAGUUGAAGGAGGAAGUUGAACGUUUGAAAGCAGAGCUACAGAAGACAUCAAAUGCUUUCCAUAAGGCAAAAACUGAAGGGGCUGCAGUUAAAAAGCAGUCUGAAAGCCUUAGAAGAGAAUAUGACCAUCUGAUGAAGGAAUUUGAACAGCUUCAGCAACGUUUAAAUAAAGCAGAAGAUAAGAAAGACCUGUAAGCACAUCUGGGACGGAUGGCAUCGCUACAGUUGCUUGAAUGAGAAAAGGCUUGUGCUGUUGAUGUUCCUGAUGCAUACCUGAAACAAAACUUGAUUUUUCUGAAAAGCACAUGCAUUGCAGGUCACUAUUCAGAUUCCUCUAAUAUAUCGGUUGCCAAAAUGUUCUGUGUUGCAAAUAAAAUGUUAAGUGGCUUACCGGAUUUACCAUGGAGUUUGUCACUGCUCUUGUGAGGAGAAACUCAAAAAUCUUUCAACUCCACCUGGAGCAACCUGUUUACCAAGCUUUUUCCUCCAUAAUGGUAACAGAUCACCAUUGCUUGUAGCAUUUGAGUGGGGUUGUAUAUCACACUAGACCAUAAAAACAAUUACUUAAACCUCCUUGCAGCACCUGCUUGGAAUCUUAGAAAUUCAGUUCCCAGUGGGUUGAAGAAGGCUGAAAACUUAUUUAUCAGUGGAAAACUGAGUGACAAUCAGUCUAAGGAAAAUAAAGAAAGAAACAUUGCCUUUGCAAAUCCACCUCACUAGCUUGUGACUUUCACUUUAGCCACAUGGAUUUGAGUGUAUUUUAACAAACAAUAUUUUGCAUGCCUCUGGUUUAUUUUUCUCUAAUAUAUUGGGAUAUUUCAUUUUUGGGUUGGCUGGUAUUAGAAGUCUUUAUUUUUACACUGUUUACAUUGGUUUACUCUUUAUGUACCACCUAACUUCUUUAGCUCGCUAAGUAAAAAUCAUUUUAAAUGUAGAUAGUUUGGUUUGUUUUGUUUUGUUUUCAUGGAUACGAUACCUCAAAUAAAUGUGCACUGUUUUGCAUAAGACCUUUUUGGUAUUCAGAAAGUUGUUUUGAGCUUAUGUGUUAGUUGGUUCCAGUUUAUAUUUGAAAGUUUGAUAUGUUUGUUAUAUUAAAGGGAUUGUUUAAGUUCA